UUCCAGACGUGUCUCCUUACCCCCUGGCUGUAAGUUGAGCCCUUCUUGUGAGCCCUCCAGGUGCCUUGCGAACAGUGGAAACCAACUUCAGUCUCCCCCUCCUUGGUUGAAAGCCUCCUUAACCUCAGGCCAACCCCGUGUGGUGAGAAGCCCAAGCUGCCCAGAGAGGCCCUGUGAAGGAAGAUACAAGUAGGCAGUAUGCCAGCCUCAGCAGAGCGGGCUACCGACAGCAGCCACCCCCUUCUGGAACUGUCCAGGCUGGACCGGGCCGGCCCUACCAACUUGUAACCAAAAGAGCCAGCUGAUCCCAGCAGCCUAGUAGACUCGUGAUACAAGUGGUGGCUGACUUAAGACGCGCUGGCUGGCUCCUGCUCCUGUUUCCCAGAAAUUGGCCCCUGGGAUUGAAGGUGUUGGAGGUGUCAGAAGAGACUCCUGAGGCCCAGGUGCCCUGAAGGAAGGUUUUUGGCCACCCUCUCAGAAGCGGAAGCCAAACCAGCCAAGAAGGGGCCAAAGUGUGCAGGUUGUAGAAAUUUGCGCUAGGAGCUCGACAGAAUGAGGGAAGGAAUAUCCAUCACGCAGCAGGUGCACAAGCCAGGGGAGCAUUUGGGAUUCUGCGUGAAGACCAGGUCGUAGGCCACCCCCGCGUGGAAGAGAAAGAAGGUGAACUGGUCGGGCCAGAGAGGAACCUGGAAAAAAAAUGGAGGGCAAGAGGGGUGAGCGGUUUGCCCAAGUGGGGUCACCCUGGCUCUCGGGGAUGCUGCCCAAAGGGAUGGUGGGCAGAGGCAGGGCUGGGGGUCCCUCCGCAGGUAUCCUAGCUCCUGGCUCCAGGCCACUGCCCCCUCCCGCCAUACGACUCCCGGGGCAGAGCUCUGGACGCUGCCCACCUGGACGGAAUCCAGGUUCUGCUCCCUGCCUUUCCAAGUCUCCACUGUUUCAUCUGUGAAAUGGGAGUCAUCACGGGCACCAUCAUGCCAAGGGGUAGCAUGCCCAGUGCCUCAGCGCAGCCCAUCCGGGCCCCGUGUGCCCCCACACUGCCCCAAACCUCCUCCUCCCGGGGCUUUGCAGCUGACCGCCCUGGGACAGCCCUGGGACUGCGGACACAAGGCCCCCACAGGCAGCAGCCUGGGUGACUCCCAGGUGCCCAGGACUCUAUCCUGUCCCCCUCUGGUGACAGAACCCAGGGACGCUGGGCUUGUGUGAUAGGCUGCCACAGUGGCCCCUCCUCCUGCCCCUUACUCAUUAGCCAGGCUGCAAAGUAGCAUGGGCUUGGCUGGGCAAGGCUGGCUGCAGGAGCGCUCAGGCAUGCAGGGUGGCCGGCAGCCCAGUCUUGAACUGGACAGCAUUCGGGACACGGUCCCCCCAGACCGAGAGGGCUGUUGCCCUGCCCUCCGCAGGCUGGUCCCUGUCGGCUUUGGGGCCGAGGCAUGGACGCUGUUUGCCCUUUCCGGACCCCUGUUCUUGUUCCAGGUGCUGACCUUCAUGAUCCACGUUGUGAGCUCGGUGUUUUGUGGGCACCUGGGCAAGGUGGAGCUGGCGUCAGUGACCCUCUCGGUGGCCUUUGUCAAUGUCUGUGGAAUUUCCAUAGGAAUAGGCUUGUCCUCAGCCUGUGACACCUUGAUGUCCCAGAGCUUCGGGAGCCCCAACAAGAAGCACGUGGGGGUCAUCCUGCAAAGGAGCACCCUGGUGAUGCUUCUCUGCUGCCUCCCCUGCUGGGCACUCUUCCUCAACACCCACAACAUCCUGCUUCUCUUCAGGCAGGACCCAGCCGUGUCCAGGUUAACUCAAGAGUACGUGCUCAUUUUCAUCCCAGCACUUCCGGCGUGUUUUCUUUACAGCCUGCUGGCAAAAUAUUUGCAAAAUCAGGGAAUCGUCUGGCCCCAAGUCCUCAGUGGCAUUGUGGGCAACUGCAUCAAUGGCUUGGGCAACUACAUCCUGGUUUCUGUGCUGAGCCUGGGGGUCAGGGGCUCUGCUUACGCCAACACUAUCUCCCACAUCCUGCAGACCAUCUUCCUCUUUCUCUACAUUGUGCUGAAGAAGCUACACCUGGAGACGUGGGCAGCGGGGCUUCUGUUCCUAGGCUGGUCCGGACAGUGCCUGCAGGACUGGGGCCCCUUCUUCUCUCUGGCUGUUCCCAGCAUGCUCAUGGUGUGCAUGGAGUGGUGGGCCUACGAGAUCGGGAGCUUCCUCAUGGGCCUGCUCAGCGUACUGGACCUCUCCGGCCAGGCCAUCAUCUACGAAUUGGCCACCAUAGUCUACAUGAUUCCCCUGGGGCUCAGCAACGCCAUCUGUGUCCGUGUGGGGAUGGCCCUGGGAGCUGCAGAUAUAGUGCAAGCCAAGCGGUCGGCCAAGUCAGGCAUGCUUUGCACAGGCGGCACCUCGCUGGUUGUGGGCAUCGUGCUGAGCACCCUGAAAAAUAAACUGGGGCGUAUUUUUACAAAUGAUGAACAAGUCAUUGCCCUGGUGAACAAGGUCUUGCCGAUUUAUACCGUCUUUCAGCUCUUUGAGGCUAUCUGUUGCAUCUAUAGCGGAGUUCUGAGAGGAAGCGGCAAGCAGGCCUUUGGAGCCGUGGUGAACAUGAUCAUGUAUUAUGUCAUCGGCCUCCCACUGGGCGUUGUUCUGACCUUUGUGGUCAGAAUGGGAAUCAUGGGCCUCUGGCUGGGCAUGCUGGCCUGUGGCCUCCUGGGAGCUGCUGCGUUUGCUGUCUACACCGCCCGGAUGGACUGGAAGCUAGCUGCAGAGGAGGCCCAGAAACAUGCCGGACUGCUGCCGCAGAGCACUGACAGCACGGUGGCCACGGUGGCCACGGUCUCCCAGCCUGGGCCUGCAGAAGCCGUCACCUCUUCAGGUAACAUUGUCGCAGUGCUUCAGCCAGGUGGGCCCCAAUGCCAGUGGCAGCCUCUUCCUUGUGUGCCCCGGGCAAGUACAAGUCCAAGCUGCCGGUCCUCCUCUUUGGCACAAACAUGGUGUUCUAAGCGCCAGGAAGACGACACCACUCCCUGUGACUCAGAGGCCCCACGUGAAGCACGUCACGUCCUUAGCCUCGUGAGGCAGCCAGCUGUAGCCCCAUCCUCAGUGGCCACGGGUGCCUCUCCUGGCAUCACCCUGACAAUGUAUUCAAGGCCCGAGAGCCACCUGGACCUCUUCAGGACUCCGGAGGCGGCCCAGGACCUUCCAGCUCCGGCCAGCAGACUGUCAGCCAGACAGCUGGCCAUCCGCCGUGGGGCCGCCCUGGGGAUGGCGUCAGGCACGCUGACGGCCGGGCUGGUCGUCCGGGUCCUGACCACCAGACACUAGCCGAGCGGCUCGGAGACGGAAAGGAAGCCAAGGGUGGCCGCGCCCACAGGCCACCACACCGGUCCCCCUACAACAGCACCCUGGGGAUCCAGUGCGGGUGGAUGUACACUUUGGACCGCACCUCAAAAACAAAACCUUCGGCCGGCGUCUCGUGUGAUGUGACGGUUCUGUCGACCUGGCCUUCUCUGCUCUGCUCUUUAAGAAGACAUCAGCCGACCGGAGAGGGACAAUCCUAGGGUUGCUUCAAAUCGGGAGAUUUCAAAUCAAGACACAAUUUAAAAAACCAGUUACCCAAUUAAAAGCUACAUAUUUCCUA
Messenger RNA from Felis catus (domestic cat), 3610 nucleotides. Its product is annotated as multidrug and toxin extrusion protein 2. Bases 1261 to 3294 code for a protein of 677 amino acids. Gene Ontology annotation, cellular component: membrane. Lineage: Eukaryota; Metazoa; Chordata; Mammalia; Carnivora; Felidae. The transcript has 22 exons. The record is from RefSeq and is a predicted model, not a curated record. Gene Ontology annotation, biological process: xenobiotic detoxification by transmembrane export across the plasma membrane. Gene Ontology annotation, molecular function: antiporter activity; xenobiotic transmembrane transporter activity.